GACAUGGCAAUCGAAUACUCAGCCAUGACUAUACCACCAACGACAUACUUAAGCCAAAUGCCAACCCCACUGUGUAUACAAAGUAACAUACAAACCGUAUCAUCAAAUAUCAAACACCACUGGACUCCCCAACCAUGUCCCCCAAACCCAUCGCCCUCAUCCUCGGCGCAGGUCCCAACGCCGGCACCGCAAUCGCCUCCUCCCUCUCUUCCCUCGGCUACUGCAUCGCCACCGCCUCCCGCAGCAGCAGCAGCACCACCACCACCACCUCUCCCUCUUCAGAAACCCUCUCUCUAACCGCCGACUUCACCAACCCCUCCAGCAUCCCCCCACUCUUCACCCGCAUCCACACCGACCUCCACGCCUACCCCAGUGUCGUCGUCUACAACGCCGCCACCUUGACGCCCCCCGCCGACGCCGGUGUCGUAACCUCAGUCCCUGUAGAUAGGUUUGUCGCGGACCUGAAUGUUAAUGCUGUGAGUCCGUAUGUGGCGGCGCAAGAGGCGGUGAAGGGGUGGAAAGAAAUGGGCAAGGAGGAAGGGGGCGAUAAGACGUUCAUCUUUACAGGGAAUAUGUUGAAUCGGACAAUUUUGCCCGUGGAUGCAUUGGUGACGUUGGGUGUGGGCAAGAGUGCGAGUGCGUAUUGGGUUGGGCUUGCGGAUGAGAUACACAAGGGGGAGGGGUAUCGGUGAGUUUUAUUUGAUUCUUUUUUCUUCUUCUUCUUCUUCUUCUUCUUCUUCUUCUUCUUCUUCUUCUUCUUCUCCUCACUUAUGCGGUGGUUUGGGAAAAGCAUAGGGCUGAUGAGAU
This is a messenger RNA of Bipolaris sorokiniana ND90Pr, 807 nucleotides long. RefSeq lists its product as uncharacterized. Bases 135 to 692 code for a protein of 185 amino acids. NCBI's taxonomy places the organism in Eukaryota, Fungi, Ascomycota, Dothideomycetes, Pleosporales, Pleosporaceae. The transcript has a single exon. The record is from RefSeq and is a predicted model, not a curated record.